This is a messenger RNA of Pseudozyma flocculosa PF-1, 780 nucleotides long. RefSeq lists its product as uncharacterized. The coding region runs from base 1 to 780 and encodes 259 amino acids. The transcript has 3 exons. The record is from RefSeq and is a predicted model, not a curated record. NCBI's taxonomy places the organism in Eukaryota, Fungi, Basidiomycota, Ustilaginomycetes, Ustilaginales, Ustilaginaceae.
AUGUCUCUCUCCAUCUUUGUCAUCGGAGGCCACGGCAAGGUGGCGCUCUCCUUUACCCGCCAAGCAGCAGCGCGCGGUCACAGGAUCAUCAGCAUGAUCCGCCAGCCGGAGCACGCCUCGGACCUGCCCGCGGGCACAACGGCCGAUGCGGUACAGCCCGUCGUCGCCUCGCUCGAGAGCGCCUCGGUCGACGACCUCGCCCACCUCUUCCAAACCCACCAGCCGGACAUCAUCCUCUUUGCCGCAGGUGCCGGCGGCAAAGGCGGCGCGGACAGGACGACGGCCGUAGACCACCACGGCGCCGUAAAGACGUUUGACGCCAUCCAGCAGUCCGGCAUCGCCAACGCCAACCCGCGCUUCCGUCGCUUCCUCCUCGUCUCGGCCGUCGACGUGCGCGACAAGAACAAACCGCCCCCCGCCUGGUACUCGGACGAAGACAUCGCCAUCUCAAAUCGAAUGAGGAGCGUCAUCGGGCCCUAUAUGGACGCAAAGUACGAGGCAGACAAGGACCUCUCCCGCCGCACCGGAUUCCCCUGGACCGUGCUCCGUCCCGGUGGACUCUCCGACGACCCGGGUACCGGCAAGGUCGCCCUCGCACAGCACCAGACUCUCGUCAACAAGAUCCCUCGCGACGACGUCGCCGCCGUGCUGCUCGAGCUCGCCGAGCUGCCCAGGGGCCAGGGCGAUUCGCUCAUGCUCGACCUCCUCUCGGGCAACAACGACGUCGCCACCGCCGUCAAGCAGGCCAUCGAGCGCGGCAGGUCCGACUUUGAGGGCUGA